Molecule: messenger RNA, 1581 nt
Organism: Penicilliopsis zonata CBS 506.65
Lineage: Eukaryota; Fungi; Ascomycota; Eurotiomycetes; Eurotiales; Aspergillaceae
Exons: 3
Coding region: 1-1581 (526 amino acids)
Source: RefSeq, a predicted model, not a curated record
AUGGAGACUGACACCAUCAUCAUCGGGAACGGCCCGUCGGCCAUGAUCCUGUCCUACAUCCUUCAUGGUCAUAUCCCCUUGUAUUCUCCGGAUCCGCCACAUCCAGAUCCGUUGCUGCAUGCCAAGCUGAAAGAUGCCCCGGAGCUGCUGAAUAUCUGUGUCGAUACUUUGACCCAGCAUUUUGCUGCGUCUCGGCUGUCCUAUUCAACCCAGGCGUUACCCGUCAACGUCUUGCUAGACACUCUUGUGCGGCCCAGCGCUGAUAUCGAGGAGACAGAAAGCACGAGCAAUGUGCAGUGGCGGUUUAUGCCUGAGAAGGCUGUGCCACAUUUAGUUUUCGGGAAUGCUCCGCAGCCUGGUGGCCAAUGGACAGAGAAUCCCAUGCCUGCCAGCUGGGAGAUCCAGACUCUGAGCUAUGCCGCAAUGCUGUCUUUGCCGGGUUACUCGUACGCAGAGCACUACCGCAAGGAAACGGGCAAGGAUCUGCCUUUGUUCACUCGUCCCUCUAGGCGAGAGGUAGCGGAGUAUCUUUGUGCCUAUCCGGCUGCCGUUCACAUUGACAAAGUGUUUCGCAACGGGGAAACGGUGGCUGAUAUCUCCAGGACAGCCAAUGGCUUCUACAUCCACUCCCAUAAUAUUCACUGUAAGCGCUUGGUCCUGGCUUCCGGGAUUUUCUCCGAGCUGGUCCAGCCUUCACCACUCAUGAUACCCCUGGCGCAAGCCCAACCCGAUCCCCAAGUUCCCUUUCUCAUCAUCGGAUCGGGCUUUUCGGCUGCAGACGUAAUCAUCUCUGCGCCAGAUAACCAAAAAAUCCUCCACAUCUUCAAAUGGAACCCCGAUACUCGGCCAUCUCCACUUCGAGGCUGCCAUCAACAGGCAUAUCCCGAGUAUGCCGGAGUGUAUCGACUGAUGAAGCGGGCUGCCAUUGCUUCAGACCAAUCCGCGAAGAAGCGACCCCGCACUCGACGAGCUUCAUCCACACCUUUUCUUGAGAGCCGGUGUUGGGACCAAGUGUAUGAGGGCCUUGCCAAUGUCGAAAUCGUUAGAGUGGACAUGCGUGACGAAGGACAAGCCAUGGUCACAUUUCAACAGUCUGACGGGACGACCUUUACUCGGCUGGUUCGCGGGCUGGCGUACGCUGUCGGGCGUCGCGGCACGCUUGGUUAUCUCAAUGAGGAGCUCCGUACCGAAGUGCUAGGAUGUCCGAUUGAGGAGACCGGCGCCAACCCGCCCGUCUCCGGACAGACAUUACGCAGCAAAGCGGUGGAAGGCCUCGAAGUGGCACCCUCGGUCUUCAUCAUGGGCAGUCUGACGGGCGACUCGCUGAUCCGGUUCGCCUACGGAGGGUGUGUCUACACGGCCGGCAAGGUGAUCCGUGCGUACACAGGCGAAGACAUAUCCACACCAUCCCGACCGGCAACGGCCACAGCCUUGGCUGUCAUGAACGGCAUGGAUGGACACCACAUCCGGCCAGAGAUGUACGGAAGUGACGACGGCAAGAGCAUGCAGGACAGGAUGGCGGAGCCUGGGAAGCCUGGCUUUGUGGCCUGGUGGCACUCGCUGCUCCGCUUAUGGAGAUGA